GGUGGCAACGAUCGAUUUAAUACAACACAACUCUGCUGUUCGUUCUAACCUUAAAAGUGGCUAACAAAACAAAAAAGUUGCCUCGAAAUAUUUUGUUUUGCUAAUAUAUAAAUUACAUUUGUUCUAAAUAAGUAAAUAAAUAUGAAGCGAUGAGGGUGUGCUCGCGGUUGAAACAUUUUCAAAUAUAAAACUAUACAAGGCAACUAAACGUCCAUAAAAAUCAAACAGCAGAAGCAGCAGGACUGAGGCAACAAAAAAACAAAUACACAAAAAAGAACACACAAAUAAAUAAAUAAAAAAUUAAAGAAGCAGCAACAAGAAGAUACACACAUAAAGAAAGUGCUAAGUGCUAAACAAUGUUUAAGUUAAUAACAACUUUUGUUCGGUUCUUUUGAUGUGCAGAUGAUAUGAAAAAUGCUUUAAAUUACGAUUUUUCACUGCGUUCUCUCUGGCCAAGAGCUGCCAGAGGAGUUGCUUUGACUCCUACUCCUGCCACCUUAAAUCGCGAAUAUACUGAUGGAAUGUCCACAGUGAUUUAAGUAUAUAUACGUCCGCAAUUAAAACGUGAAUACACCAUCCCGUCUUCGUUGUCGUUGGAGGAUUUUGACGGAUCUUGACGCUGUUGAGAAAUGCAAUCAAAGACAAUCGCAACUACCACCUAACAAAAUCAGAUUCCGCGUCCGCGCCUGGUGCUACACCCACAAAAAACAAAAAACCACAUAACCGGCGACUGCAACUGCAACUGGAAUUGCUGUCGUCAUUAGCCUUGUUUAGCAUUUAGUUUGGUCUUUUUCGCCAUUGCCGUUUUCGUGCCUCUUCCUUGUUACAUUCUUUUGUUGUUUACGUUUAUUUGAACGUUAACGUUAACAUUUAUUGGCACAUUGUUGAACAUUUUAAGACCAUUUACUUGUGCAAUUCCCAAUUACUGAUAGUUAUAAAUUCUUCGUUGAGCAUUUAAAUCAAAAUGAAAACUUCCUCAUCGUAUUUGCCAUCAAUAUCACGUCCAGCCGCAACAGCAACUGCAACAAUAAUAAAAUUGCACCCGUCCAAACCCACCUCGUUAUCCCAUCAACGCAUUUGCUACGCACGAGGGCUAUAUACUAUCAACCGCAUUAAAUGAAAUAAAUUAAAUUACAAAUAAUUUAAAGAAAUUACAGUUUUUGGAAUCCCACGAUCUCCUUAAUAUCCACACAAUUUUAAUGCGAAUUACACAUGCCUUGUCUAACUGCCUUCCAAAUUCGCAAACGAAACACACCAAGAACAUCUUCCAUAUCCCAAAUAUUUGUAAAAUAUCUGGCGUUUGUGAUUUGUUAAAAGUUAAAAGUAAACCCUUGAUUGUAUUUAAACUUAAAGAUAGGUAUAGUUAAAAUAUUUAGCAACCACUUGAACAUCAUAAACGGCUUCAGUGUUGGCCCAAAAAAGAAACAAGCGAGCGAAUUUCAGAGUGGCAUGAGCCAUCCAUUGGGACUCCGGAAACAUGAUGAUAAUGAGUGUAGUGGGCCACGACCACCUGUACCCGGAGAAGAGAGCCGAGCUAAAAAGAUGACCGAAGGGGUAAUAGACACCUCAAAGAACUCACCGCCAUCUUAUCUGAACUGGGCCCGGACGCUUAAUCAUCUGCUCGAGGAUCGCGAUGGGGUGGAGUUGUUCAAAAAGUAUGUCGAGGAGGAGGCGCCCGCCUACAAUGAUCAUCUCAAUUUCUACUUUGCCUGCGAAGGUCUAAAGCAACAGACAGAUCCAGAGAAGGUCAAGCAAAUUAUUGGAGCCAUAUAUAGAUUCUUGCGCAAAAGCCAACUGUCCAUUUCUGAUGACUUGCGUACUCAAAUUAAGGCCAUCAAGUCAAAUGAGAUACCGCUCAGUCCGCACAUCUAUGAUCCGAUGCAGCAGCAUGUGGAGGCCACCAUUCGUGAUAACAUCUAUCCGAGCUUCCUAUGUUCCGAAAUGUACAUACAGUACAUUCAGCAAAUGUCGGCGGUGCAGGAACGUUUCAGCAGCAGUGGUGCCACCGCAUCGGGCAGUGCCGGCAGCAGUGGCAGCGCCGGCAGUUGUGGCAGCAACAAUGGCAGCAUUGCGGGCGCCUGUGCUCUGCCGACGGCAACAUCCAAACAGCUGUUGGUCACUACAGGCGUCCCAAUACCGCCGGGUGUCUUCAUCAAUUUGCCAGUGAAUAGCGGGAGUGCUUUACCAGCGGGCACUUGCAGUGCCAGCGGCAGCGUCUAUGGCCCGUCAACGUCCGCCAGUUCGAGUGGCUCCAUUAGUGCCACAGACACACUGCCACGCAGUUCAACGCUGCCCACGUUGCACGAAGAUUCCGAGUUAUCGCUCUGCGAUGAUUUCGAGAAGGUGCAAGUGGAGGGUGGUCGUGCCCAGAUCGAUUUUCCCAUGCGAUUGACGCGCGAUCUGUUAAUAGCAACUCAAAAAAGAAGACUGGAAAUUAGACCUCCCGGAGCUCAUGGUUAUGUGUAUACUGCGAGCACCAAUACAUCCUUUGUGCCCAACUCACGCGUUGAUUCGGAGAGAGCAAGCGUUAGCUCCGGCGGCCGCACCGACUCCGAUACCAUGUCACUGUCCAGUUGUUCAAUGGAUGGCCGACCUUACAUAGAGCGCAGACACAGCUCGACUGAGAGCAAGGCCAUACGCCAAAGCGCCAUGGCGAAUAGGGAAACCAACACGUUUCAGGUUAUACCUCGCACGCAACGAUUACAUUCAAACGAGCACAGACCGCUGGAGAACAGAGAGGAUGAGGAGCGUGCAGCCGUUUGAUUAUAUAGUGCAAACGAAAGAUGCUGAUCCUGUGCCAGUGAUCGUGCAUUUGCUGAGGCGAUACGAGAAAAGUUUGCAUUGGAUGAAGACAACGACCAAGACAUACUGGACCAGCAUGUGUCGCGGGUGUGGAAGGACCAAACGCCACAUCGCUCACCUGGCACAAUGUCACCUUGCCCGCCUAUACCAUCGAGAAGACGCACUGCAACACAUGACUCGGGCAUGGUCAGUGAUGGUGCGAUGAGCUUGAGUGGCCACUCAAUGAAGCACUCAAAGUCAAUGCCCGAUCCCAGUUCCUGCUCUAGGAAGCUAACGAAUAAAUGGCCUUCAAUGAACACAGACAGCGGCAUCAGCAUGUUCUCAGCUGAUACCGUCAUGAAAUACAAGGAGACUAGCUCCCGCUCUGGUUCAAGCACGGGCUCAAAAUUGGAGGAAGCAAAACGAAGACUGGAAGACGAGCCGCGUCGUGCUCGUCGAUAUGCCCAACCGCCGCUGCAGUCCCACAUGGUUCAACAGCAGCAGCAGCCCCUAGCCUCCUUCAGCAGUAGCAGCAGCGGCACCCUGCAUCAUCAAGCAGUGGCGGGUCCACCGCCCCUGCCGAUUAAGCCGCCAGAAACCGUAGUGGUAUUUUUAUUCUGCGAAGAACCAGUUCCUUACAGAAUUAAAAUACCCGGUACUCAGCCGACCCUGCGCCAAUUUAAGGACUAUCUGCCCAGAAGGGGCCACUUCAGAUUCUUUUUCAAGACGCAUUGUGAAGAUCCAGACAGUCCAGUGAUUCAGGAAGAGAUUGUUAACGACUCCGACAUACUUCCCUUGUUCGGAGACAAAGCGAUGGGUCUUGUCAAACCAUCCGAAUAAUAUUAAGAAUAAAGUGUAGAUUUUUUAUUAAGAUAAAUUAUGAAUGGGGUCAUAAUGGUGUAUGUACAUCUUAGAGAUACAAUUUCAGAAGCUAUUCCCAAGAAAUCAAAACUUAAAUAGAACUAAACUGUACAUUCAAUAGGCUUUUGCAAGCAUCACAAACUAUUGUACGGAAUGGGGAAGGGGAUCGGGGCUUGGGAACGGAAAGGGCUUGGGGGAGUAAUGUGUUUCAUAAUUUCGUCCUUUAACAUCUGAAGGUAUUUUUUUUUAAAUAUUCAUACAACAUAAUUAAAAAACAAUUAUGUCCACGUUAAAUUUACAUAAAUGUAUGUGCGAUUAUUUGUGUAAUAAGUCGAGUAACACGAAUUGUACACAUAUAUAUAAUUUGUAUUUGUAUGUUUUUUCCUAUCAUAUAAACUCAACGAAUUGGAAAGAUAAUUUAAUCCGAAGUUCGUUUCCCCGUACCGUUUAAUAAGACUCAGAACACGUAAUAGAAAUGAUUGAGCAUAGCACAAAAAAGAAUAUUUAAUUCAAAGAAAGUAUAUGUAAAGAAAGUUCUUUGGGUAUUCCUGAAUUCGGAUUUGUUUGUUACUUUGUACUAACUAUGGACUGCCUGCAAUAAAUUUUGUUAAUAUUUUUA
Messenger RNA from Drosophila innubila, 4261 nucleotides. It is a transcript of the gene Axn, whose product is annotated as axin. Gene Ontology annotation, biological process: negative regulation of canonical Wnt signaling pathway. The record is from RefSeq and is a predicted model, not a curated record. Lineage: Eukaryota; Metazoa; Arthropoda; Insecta; Diptera; Drosophilidae.